Messenger RNA from Helobdella robusta, 363 nucleotides. RefSeq lists its product as hypothetical. NCBI's taxonomy places the organism in Eukaryota, Metazoa, Annelida, Clitellata, Rhynchobdellida, Glossiphoniidae. The transcript is spliced from 4 exons. The record is from RefSeq and is a predicted model, not a curated record. The coding region runs from base 1 to 363 and encodes 120 amino acids.
AUGGACAUACAUGAAGAUUCCUUGUACCUACUUAAUAAGGAAAAGCUUCCCACAAUUGAGGAGGAACUAUCUUACAAAUCACUCAUCUCAAGAAAGGAAGCCCUCCAGAAGAUCUACAGCCUGCUUGCUGGAGUGAAGGAAAGAGUUGGUCCCGUCGAUCACUGUCCAACUGAAUUCUACAACCUACAUCAAGCAGGAAGUGGCUUGUUGUUGCCAUCGUCGCCAGCGUUAUUUCAGCAACGCUUUCAAUCGCCCAUGAGAUCAUCACACCGAAGAACACUUCUCCUCUUGAGUAACUGCAAUCCAAUUAGGUCCUCUCAGCCAAUCUUGAAGCUCUAUGGCAGUGUGAUAAAAUAUUCCUAA